Capsella rubella is the source of this 563-nucleotide messenger RNA. RefSeq lists its product as uncharacterized. The transcript has 3 exons. Bases 1 to 552 code for a protein of 183 amino acids. The record is from RefSeq and is a predicted model, not a curated record. NCBI's taxonomy places the organism in Eukaryota, Viridiplantae, Streptophyta, Magnoliopsida, Brassicales, Brassicaceae.
AUGGUUUCUGUUUCAAAAGCUUGUUUACUUAUGUUUAUCACUUUUUGCUCCUUCACUUCUUCUCACGCCAAUGUAAUAUGCGAGGAUAUACCGGACGACAUGUGCUCGUUCUCAAUCUCGGCCUUGGGAAAACGAUGUGUGCUAGAGACGGAGGUAAGGCAGACCGGUGGGAUUAAUUAUCGGUGCCGGAGUUCUGAGGUCGACGUUGAUGUUACAUUGGCUAAUUACAUCGAGACAGAUGAAUGUGUCAACGCGUGCGGUGUGGAUAGGAGAUCUGUUGGAAUUUCAUCAGAUGCUCUUCUCGAGCCAGGCUUUGCCGUCAAGCUUUGCACUCCUGAAUGUCUCGAAGACUGCCCUAACAUUGCUGAUCUCUAUUCUAAUCUUGUCGCUGCAGAAGGUUCAUUUUUGCCUGAUUUGUGUGCGGCGAGGCGGAACAACCCUCAUCGUUCAAUGUUCGAAAUCCUUAGCUCUGGAGCCUCUCUUGGAUCGUUUCCUGGAGAACUAUCGGAGUCCCCUACGGAUGCCCCAGCUUAUAGCCCCGUUGCUAUAUGACAUAUAUACCU